GGCCCCCCGAUAUUGGAGGCGGGCGAUCGUUCAUUUCCAUGCAGCGACGCAUUGGACAAAAGAAGUCGACCUGCUGUCUGUUUUGUGUUCCGUCACUCCCUCUUCCCACCUCCACGGCUACGGUCUUUACUUGGUGAAACUUCCACCCGCCAAUUGGUUACCGGUAGUGACGUCGUAUACCUUACAAGUACAGUAGAAUGGAGGACGACAACAGAAUCUCCAUCACCGUCUGCGGCGACGGUGGCUGCGGCAAAUCCUCGAUUACUCUGCGCCUCGUCCGCAGCGCGUGGACAAACGACUACGACCCCACCAUCGAAGACUCGUACAGCGUCACGCGCACCGUCGACGGCCAGACCUACUACCUUGCCCUCACCGACACGGCCGGCCAGGAAGAGUACCGCAGCCUGUGGGCCGCCUCGAACCUGCGCAGCGAUGCCUUCCUCCUCGUCUACGACAUCACCAACACGUCGUCGCUCGAAUCCCUCGACUACUUCAUGGAAAUGAUCGACAUGGAAACCGACCGACGCUACGACACGGGCGCCGUCCCGCCGGUUAGGAUCGUCGCCGGCAACAAGUGCGACCUCAAGGCCGCGCGCCAGAUCAAGAGCCAGGACGGCUUGGAGUGGGCGCGGAGCAAGCAAUGCGGUUUCAUGGAGACGAGCGCGCGCGAGAUGGUCAACAUUGAGGAGACGUUUGCGCUGCUGGUGCAGAGAGUCGUCGAAGCCAGGAAACUGCACGCUUCGGGUGGUGCAUCGGCAGCGGGGCAGACGCAACCACUCGGGUCUUCUGAGAAGCUGCCGCACUCGCGCAGCAGCCACGGCGGCUUACGGCGCAAGCGCAAUUUCUGGGCCAGGCUCAAGUGCUGGUAG
Molecule: messenger RNA, 869 nt
Organism: Aplosporella prunicola CBS 121167
Lineage: Eukaryota; Fungi; Ascomycota; Dothideomycetes; Botryosphaeriales; Aplosporellaceae
Exons: 3
Coding region: 198-869 (223 amino acids)
Biological process (GO): signal transduction
Cellular component (GO): plasma membrane
Molecular function (GO): GTPase activity; GTP binding; GDP binding
Source: RefSeq, a predicted model, not a curated record